ACACGACAAACGAUGAAGCCUUGUCGUCCAGAACAGCCAUAGUUGCCUAGUAGGUGAGGCACCAGCACAUACGCCAUGGGAGUCUUGGACCAUCUCUCCGAUAUGUGCAGCAUCACCGAGACGAAGGAAGCCCUCAAGCUCAGGAAGAAGCGCCCAUUGCAGACGGUGAACAUCAAGGUGAAGAUGGACUGCGAGGGGUGCGAGCGGCGGGUGAAGAACGCCGUCAAGUCGAUGCGGGGCGUGACGAGCGUGGCAGUGAACCCGAAGCAGAGCAAGUGCACGGUGACGGGGUACGUGGAGCCGAGCAAGGUGCUGGAGCGGGUGAAGAGCACGGGCAAGGCGGCGGAGAUGUGGCCCUAUGUACCAUACACGCUCGCCACCUACCCCUACGUCGGCGGCGCCUACGACAAGAAGGCCCCGGCGGGGUUCGUACGCAGCGCGCCGCAGGCCAUGGCCGACCCCAGCGCGCCCGAGGUCCGGUACAUGUCCAUAUUCAGUGACGAGAACGUCGACGCGUGUACCAUCAUGUGAUGCGAGCCACCGGCGUCACAACCAGCGUCAUCCGACUCCGACAACAUGCAUGUGGAUGGAUGGAGUUCAGACCUUCAGAGAAAAAAAGAAAAUUAAGCAGCUGUACUGCAACUCGUUUGCUACGAAGAGUUGUAUAUAUGUCUGGUUUUGUACUCGUGUUUUUACGCCUUGGAUGAAAAAUUGAAAAGCCAUCGGGAUCCCUACGGGUUUGUUUGGAACGCAGUUUUUCAAACAAUUGCGUAGGAAUUUCACACGAAACUGUCCAAU
This is a messenger RNA of Phragmites australis (common reed), 798 nucleotides long. Its product is annotated as heavy metal-associated isoprenylated plant protein 20-like. The transcript is spliced from 2 exons. Lineage: Eukaryota; Viridiplantae; Streptophyta; Magnoliopsida; Poales; Poaceae. Gene Ontology annotation, molecular function: metal ion binding. The record is from RefSeq and is a predicted model, not a curated record. The coding region runs from base 76 to 531 and encodes 151 amino acids.